GUUUUACACUUACUAUAAUAUGUCAGUUCUUAAUUGAAAUGCAGUCUGACAAAGUAUCCUCAGCAUCCUCUAGGUCUAUUGCACCCAUUCCGGUUGCUGUUGAUACAUUUCCAGGUACCUCUGGAGAGGGAGCGGAAUUCCCCGCUGACUUUGAUGCUCCUGCUGAAAUUCAGGCUUUGAUUGAUAAGUCAAUGUUGAAAGCCAUGAAUGGCCCUGAUGUCUGCUAUGGGGGUAAUGUCUGA
This is a messenger RNA of Pelobates cultripes (western spadefoot toad), 242 nucleotides long. The record is from the annotation of a GenBank genome assembly. NCBI's taxonomy places the organism in Eukaryota, Metazoa, Chordata, Amphibia, Anura, Pelobatidae.